Bacillus rossius redtenbacheri is the source of this 5364-nucleotide messenger RNA. RefSeq lists its product as uncharacterized. The record is from RefSeq and is a predicted model, not a curated record. The transcript is spliced from 16 exons. NCBI's taxonomy places the organism in Eukaryota, Metazoa, Arthropoda, Insecta, Phasmatodea, Bacillidae. Bases 248 to 4552 code for a protein of 1434 amino acids.
AAGUUGUCUCUGGUCUCUAGGUGCGGAGCGAAAUGCGCUAAAGUUUUGAACAUUUGAACUUGUAAACAAUUUAACUGAAUAACUGAAUGCAUAGACGGCUAUUCUUUAUCCUUCAGACAAACCUGAGAUUCGAAAGUGAUGUGGUGUUUAUGUCUCAGAUACUGAUUAAUUGCUUUUGUUAAUAAACCUACAGUAAUGCAUAUUUAUUACUGUUAAUGAUUUGUUAGCAAACCUAGGUUUAAUAACAAUGAAUAAAGCUACACGUCUCAGAUUAAAAAAAAUCAAGGAUGGAAAGCUGAGAGAAGUUGUGGAUGAUCUUAAGGAUGUUCUUGGCAGUGGCAGCCACCAGGAGGAAGCGAGGGGGUUGUUCAUCCAACUCGCGUACUACACGACCUCUGUCAAGGGUGAGUUGUCUGCCAGCGAGCUGGAUGCAGCGUGCGAGCUCAGCGAGGUGUGCUGCCGUGCUCUCGAGUUGGGGGAGCUGUCGGCUGACACCAACUUCGUCACCUCCCUCUACCACAUCGCCAGGCUGCUAGUGCAAAAGGAAAGAAUUGAAGAUUCUCUAGUAUUGCUUGAAUGCAUAUUAGUAACAGCUGAAAACUACAAACAGAGUGAUCUCAAUGUGGAAAAUAUUUACUUAAACCUGCACUUGCUGUUUUUGGACUUGUCGAAAGCUUUGGAAAUCAAGUGUAAUGGGAACCAAACUGAAGAGAGCAGUAAAAUUUGGCUGAGUGUUUUUGAAGGAGCAUUGUUAAUUCUUGCCUAUGUUAAUGGCACACACGUAGGACAAAUUUUUGGACAUCUUGCUAAGUGUUCAAGUGCGAACAUGAAGUUGCUCCAUCUGAAGGUUUUCUCUGCCAUCAAGACUCACGCUGGAAGUAAUGUUCAGCUGUCAGACUUGAAGACGGUGUUCCAGCAGUUCUGCUUCAUGACUGCCAUCUUGUUGAAGUCGUACGUGGUGGUGAAUGAGUUGAGCCUCGGCCUGGAAGUACUGGGGGCAGCGUUUGACUGCAUGGGCGUGCUCGUGGGAGCAGGCAGCGUCCACGCACAGUGCCUGACGACGCUCCGCGAAGUCAUCCUGCUGUUUGCCAGCAAGGACGCGGAGACCCUGGCCGCCCGGCUGGAGAGUUGCAACGAGAGGGUGGGGCGCCUGGCGGACCUGAGCCGGGAGCCGAGGGAAGCGGUCGACGUGAUGCUGGUGUCGGCCGCCAGGGUGGCUCUGGACGUGCGAACGCACCUCUGGGACGGGAUGUGCGCCGACCGGUGGAACGACCUGCUGGGGGUGUCGACCCAGACGCGGCUGCACUUCUUGCUCCUGAGCGUGUCUCAGCAGCUGGGGGGCCGGGCGGGCGACCGAGCGAGCCUGCGGCUGUCCGUGUGCCUGGACAGCAUGGUGCUGCACUGUGUCUACAAGUCCGCCGGCCACGACACCCCGGGCUUCCGGACGCUUGUGCCCCAGGCCGUGUCCGUGCUUGGCAAGUGCGUCAACACACUGCUGGAGAUGAAGAGUGCAGAUGUGUUUUGGACUACUGUCUGGAAAGCAGUCGCUGUGGACUGCUACAAUCUGGCGUCCAUCUGCGUGAAGCUGAGCAUGUUUCAUCUGGCGAGAGAUCUGCUGGUGACUCUCUACCAGGGCGUGCUACUGCUGGAAGACUCCCACCUCGAGCCUGUCUGUUUCAAGGACGGCCUGUUUGUAACUCUGGAUACCUUGGUGAGUGUGUACCUGGGACUGAACAAGGCCAAGAGUGCUCUGUUGGCGUGUGCUGUUGGCAUUGUUUCAACACCACCGGCCAUUCGUAGCAGCGUGUUCGUGCUCUGGGCUGACGUAAAGAAGAAAAAUUCAGAUGACGAAAACAUUCAGGCAAUUACUGUUCAAGAUUUGCUGACUACUCAGAAAUCAAAAUUAGCUGCAAUAAACCCAAAUUUGAACUAUGUAGGUUUGAAUUAUUCUGAAUUGACUGCGAUGGAGUUAGAGGCAUAUCACAGAACAAACGUGAACCUGCCCGGGAGCGUCGAGGCGGCGUACAGCACGGUCCCACCGUCGCAGUGCGUCCCGUACUGCAGGGCGCUGUACGUCAAGCUGCACUGCAUGUGGCGGGCACAGGGCACCGAGCUAUGCGACAGUGCCGUGGCCCUGUGCCAAGAGGCCAUCUACCGCCUGAAGAAGGCCAGCAAGAACUGUCCAACAUCAGAAAGGCAACUUCAUUUGUUUUUUGUGGCGCAGAUGCAUUUUUGUCUUUUUCUACAUAACUUUAAGAGGAUCCAUGCUAAACAAAAGGAGGAAGUGGAUGCAAUGCGUGUAUUUCCCACCAAAAAAAUUUGUAACACCGGGAGUGUACCGGACCCAAAUGACGAGUGUGAUGAGAUCCCUGCUUACGCAGAUCUCACCGUUGUCAAGGAGCAAGAAGUUCUUCAUUAUGUGGAUGAGGCUGUGUCGUACUGGACUGAAGCGCUGUCGAACGAGGCUGCUCCGCACGGAGACGUCAACUUGGCCGCCCAGUUCGAUGACUUGGAGGCGGCAGCGUCCAUCUACCAUGUGUACGGCCUGCGGACGCGUGGCCUCGGAGUGUGGGGGCUCUACUACAAGCUGGGGCGUGGCGUGGGAGACAGGCGGGCAUGUCUGACCGCUUUGUGCCAUUUGAUGGAAGAGGUGGUGUGCAAAAAUGAUCAUCCAAAAUUUACUGAAAUGGUGGACAUUGUUGAUGAACUAGAAAUAGAUUCCAAUUCCAGCUCUACUACCAAGAAUCUGUUGUUCUUGUACUAUCUCAGCCGAAGUGCAAACUGUUAUAUAAAUAAGAGGUAUGAAGAAGGUGUACAGUUCUUGAAGAAGAUGCCAGACCUGAGCAAGUAUGCUACCAUGUUGCUGUGUGUUCGGUACAAAGUGCUGGUUGCAAAGUACCUGCUGCUGUGGCCGGAAGUGGUCACGCCAGACGAGUUGGGCGAAGCUCAGGUAUCGCUCGUCAUCAGGACUGCUUUCGAUUACAUACGCUCUUAUGUAGCUUCAUUUACCUCUGGUUCAGGCAGUGUGUGCACGUACUAUCAGAUGCUGUACGUCUUGUUCGAGACGUCUUUGUAUCGUGGGUGGCAGUUUUUGCAACUCUGUUGGCCCCGUGAAGCCAGGUGCUAUCUCACAGGUGACUUGAUUCUUGCCCAGAAACUGGCAUUUGCAACGAGAACAGUCCAGUUCUUGUCGCUGCUGGCACAAGUGGAUGUGCUGUGUGGAGCCUUGGAUGACGCCCACGUGAAGGUUGUGGGCAUGAGGUUCAUCCUGUGCCUGCAGGCACUGUCUUUUCGAGAGAUGUUCUCCCCCAUGAAGGGUAGCCCGGCAGAACUCGACGGCCUCGUCAUGCAGCUGGACUCGCUCGCGCUCGGCGAAGGUGACCAAAAGGACAUCUGGAGGGACUGUGCGUACACGGAUGACAUGGACGGGUCUCCGGUGUUGCGCAAGGAACCGUUCUCGAUGCCAGAGUUCGUCUCGCAUGGAGAUUGCUGCAGUUGCACGUGGUGUGCCAACCUGGCCGCUCAGCAUCUCACCUUGGACGUCACGAUGUUGGAAGCUGUGCUACACUUCUACCACGACGACAAGAAGACUGCGCUCGACUUCUUCAAGGGAGGGAUUCGCCUCGCGGAGAGGUUGACGGCGAAACGAGCAAAGCUGAUGGAGAGGUGGUGCGAACGAGUGCUGUUCCCGGAGGAAGUGUGCAACAGCUUGGUACUGCCCACGUGCGAGAGCUUCACCAUCUCCAGAGUCAAGUUGUUGCUUCAUUUCAGUGACCUGCUUUGCAGCCAGUGCUUGUUCGGAAUGGCACUCAAGUCUAAUGAGCAUGCUUUUACGCUGCUUGCUGGUGUGAACGACCAGAACCUGUGGUGCGAGGCAUGGAGGCAGCAAAUGGAUAUAGCUCUCCUUGCAGAGAAGGAUGCGCUUAGUCAUAUUAGUGAUCUGGAAGGCGAGAGCGUCGACAGGAACGGUGAAGACGAGAGGCUGUCCCCAGUCGCCGAGAGCUUCAAAACGCCCGAGUGCACGGCCAGGCGGGGGGCCGGGCCCAGCAGGUUCCGCUUGCUGCGGAGGGUGCCCGCGAGCUCGCCCGGGGCGGAGGAGCUGGACGACGUGUUCGGCCCGGCGACCCCGCCUGGGAGCGUCGGGAGGACGGUGCAGGAGUCCGGGCGUCGCGUCGUAUUGUUCAGCAGUCCCGAGGACGGGGAACAGCGCAAACAAUUCGAAAGUAUCGGACAUUCCAGGAAAACAGUCACCGGCCUUAAAAAGAAAAAAGAAAACAACGGACACCUUGUCGGCAACCGCGAAGGGAAAGUGCACGUUUACGUCGAUUCUCCCGACGAGUCUCCGGAAAAGUGUUUUAAGACGCCGAAGCAGAACAGAACCCGCAACAAAGCACGGACGGUGAACACCGCUGACAAGCAGAAGAAAGCGGUGCCGUUGUCGGAAAAUAGGCGUGCGUUGUCGACCGACGAGGCUGCACAGACUGCUACCCCUGGUGCUACGCGCCGUCAGACUCGAAAAGGAUGUUUGAAAAAAAAUGCAUUUAUUUUGUAGUAAAUUGAAGUGGUUUGGCUCAAGCUGAUUAUUUAAUAAUUCUUGGGAUGUUGAAUUUUACUGUACUUUUCCUGGUUAGUAAAACAUUGAUAAAUUUCAGGAAAUAAUUAAGUGCUGUUAUAUUAUUGGUUUUUGAUACUUAAUCCAUUUUACCUGUAAAUUUCAAUUAUAUUUUUACACGAGAGUGAAUUGUCUUGCAGCUGCCUGUAUGUUCGCUGUUAAUUGUUUUAUACCGAUUAACUUUUAUAUUUAGCUUGAAGGCAGCCUUGUAAAUUAUGUAUGUACUUUUAGAAAACUUUCUGUAAUGUGAUGCUUGUGGGAGAGCAGUUUUUACAUUGACUAAUAAAAUUAUGGUGUAUUAAAAAAAUACUGUGUUAGUAUGUAUUUUUGGAGUAUUAUUAAAUUUACAGUUUUUGCAUUUUUUAGGUUUUUGCAUAUGUGUAUUGUAUAAUAAAACCAUUCUAAAAUUUGGCACUUCACCACAUAUUACACUAAUCAGGCUGGUUUCUUUGCAGUUAUAAUAAACCGCAAAGUUGGCACUUGCCUGUUGAACUGAGGGUUCUGUACCAUGUGUGAAACCGACUCUUUUAACCUACAAACUGUUUUAUUUGUUAUUAUUCUUUGUGCUUGUUGUAUAAAAGGAUUGAGUAAAACCAGCUUAAAAAGAUUUUCUGCAUAAUAAGUUUAAAUAAUUUAGUACUUUUUAAGUAAACACUUAUUAACCAGGUUUUACUGUAUUCCCAUUGUCAGAUUUGAAUUUUGUAUUGCCCUCUACUAUGAUUACUGGAAUAUUAAAAAUUUCUUCAAAUGUA